This is a messenger RNA of Leucoraja erinaceus (little skate), 4645 nucleotides long. Its product is annotated as PEST proteolytic signal-containing nuclear protein-like. Gene Ontology annotation, cellular component: nucleus. The transcript is spliced from 5 exons. Gene Ontology annotation, biological process: proteasome-mediated ubiquitin-dependent protein catabolic process; protein ubiquitination. Lineage: Eukaryota; Metazoa; Chordata; Chondrichthyes; Rajiformes; Rajidae. The coding region runs from base 108 to 647 and encodes 179 amino acids. The record is from RefSeq and is a predicted model, not a curated record.
CUUUCAAUGGCCCGCCGUCAGCAGCACACCUACAAUGACAUGGCGCCAGGAAGUGACAUCUGCACCCGCUCCCCAAUGCGCUGCAGGCGGUUUUAAGUUGAUUGAAAAUGGCGGAGCAAACGAGUUUGGAGCAGGAGAAGCUACAAGAUGAAGGACCAGAAGAGAAGGCAGAGAAAACUGUGAAAACUAAGACUGUUUCUUCCAGUAAUGAAGGAGAAAGUUCAAGUCGAAAUGCAGAGAAAAGAGCAGCUGAUGAGAAAGAUCAAGAUGAUUCAGCUGCUGGGGAUGCAAACAACAAACCCACUCCUGCAAAAGUGUCAAAAAUUGGAUUUUCGAUCGGUAGUAUGAAUUUAAAGAAGCCAACCCCAAUAUCCAUCAAAUUGGGAGCAAAUAAACCAAAAGAAAAUCCACCUGUCUUGGCUCCAAAGAAGCCUUCAGUUGCUGCAGUCUUCAAUGAAGAUGAUGAUAGUGAACCAGAAGAAAUGCCCCCAGAAGCAAAAAUGCGCAUGAAGAACAUGGGAAGGGAAACACCAACAUCAGCAGGACCAAAUUCUUUCAACAAAGGAAAACAAGGGUUUUCUGACAACCAGAGGUUAUGGGAACGGAAAAUGAAGAGUCAGCUACGGAAUUUUGGAGAUGAUGACUAAAUGACCAGAAUUAAAUAAAAUGGAGAGAUGGAAUAGAAAUUUAGGGAUUAACAAAUGUUCAAAACCCUUCAGAUUGCUUAAAAAUGGAAACCAUUCAAUGAUGGGUGUAUAAUGUACACUUAAAAAGUUUUCACUAUAAAUUGUAAUGAGUGCAAUGUGUUUAGUAAACAUUGAUACAAGCGGCAGAAUAUUCUGACAGAAGUUGACAUUUAGAUUUUGUCAUUUUUCAUAGCUACCGUUGAUUUGUUUUUAGAGUGUUACAGUGUGCUAUUUGGUUUUGGAGUGCUGUAAACUAAAAUAUCUUUAAAUCAGUACAUAACAGUAGCAAGGAAGAGUUUAAUUUUCACAACGUUUAAAAGUUCAUGAUCGUUAACUGCAUAGCUCUUAAGAACAGUUUUAUGCUUCAUGUUUGGGAGGGACAUUUUUGUUUUGAGCUGUUUUAAUUGUGCAAGUAUUUAAAGAUGACCACUAUAAGCAUUUAUAUUUCACAAUGCAACAUUACUUCCCAGAGAAAGGAUGCGCUAGUGAUACAUUACUAAAUUGUGGAUAAACAUAAAUAGGCAUGAAAUCAUUGAGUAUUGGAAUGACACAGGAGAAAUGUGCAUAUUGAUGCUCCAAUCUCAAUCCAGAUUAUUAUCAAUAGGGGGGUCAUGAUUUUACAUAAAUGAAUAACUUUGCAUAUGACAUACCUGUUAAGAGUGUGGUGAAUAUAGUCAUUCCUAUUCCCAUAAGAAAUGUAGGCAGCAAAAUCGCACCAAAACAAUUAGCAGGGCGGUGAUGUUGUGAAUUAAUUGCUACAAUUAAAAAUUAAAAUUAACAAUGAAAUUGAAUCAGUUGGCCAUAUCUUUGCUGAAACUUUUAUUAUCCUAACCAUUGCAUUCAAAAGUUUAGAAUUGGUUGUGUUGAACAACAACGAUAAUAGUAAAUUACAAUGAAGAAUAGAAUUACCGAUCUAGUCUACUUAGGACAUUUACUAUUGUUAAUUCAAAUCAUUCAAGCCAUUGGACACUCAUCUUCUGAGCUCUGGCUGUUUUGCUAAGAUUUGCAAAUUUAGGCAUUUGCUCUAUUCUCUUUUUUGGUAAUUUCAUCUUAUGGUCUGAGAUCGGGCAUUCCAGUUAUAUCUUAAGAUUCGCCCUUCAUAAAGCCUAUCAAAAAUCGAUCACUGGCAUGCUUUAUUCAGAGAUUUACUCUUCUUUCUUCCAUCUCAGCUUAGUUUUUCAGUUGUAUAAAUCUAUCAGAAAUAUUUAAAAAAUCAAGGGAAAGUGCUGCAUUAUCUCAAAUCUAAAUGCUGUGAAAUGGAUUUAGUACUUGUACAUAGUGGUUAUGUAAUUUUCCAAUCCUAAUAUCAUUAGACUGGGCCUUCAAGACUUUUGCCUAGUGAAAAAAAGCUUUCCACCUAAUCUGCUACUUUUGUUUGAUUGAUUUUAAGUGUUUCACACUGUAAUUGGCAAAAAAAUAGAUAUCUUCCCUUUACAACCUGUAUAUUAGAGGCGAUAGACAAUUGUUUCCAUUUCACACCAUGUCUAGAAUUCUGUAAAUUUAUUCAUAUUCAUAUUCUGUAAGUUUAUUCAUAUCUCAUUAAUUCAAAAGCACAGCUACCUUAUUUUUUAUGAUCUGCGACCUUGGAGACCUAUAAACAUUUUUGAAUGUAACAGUUCUUGCUGUUAGCCAUGCAAUUGGUCAUUUUGUCACCUUAAUAUAGUCUGAGAUAGUGAUUGUGCAGUCAUUGUUGCACUGGGUAAUUUGGGCACUGAUACGAGAUGUUGGUAGUAAAAUUUUGAUAGUUUGCUUCAGUAUUUGUAGAAAGGCUAAGAAAUUAGCAAAAUAUUCUUCCUCGUUAUUCAGUGGCUUUAGGGUUGGCUGAAUCUAUUGUUGGUGUCCUCUGAAGAAGAUAUCGGACAAAUGAGUGAUACUCUCCGACCAACCUGCCAUCGGGCUUGCACGUGAGGAAUUGAGUCUUUAAUUGAUGUUGGAGAUUUACAAAGGCCAAAUCUUUUUGCAUGAAAUAUUUCCUAUUAACUGAUGGAGCGGGAAAGGAGAUUAACUUUGUUUCCCCCUCGUGACAGCCAAGUGUGCUCUACUCUCCUCGGGCAGAUGUAAAACAUGCAUUCCUUAGUGUAAUAAUUUGAUAUGCUGCGGAAGUUUCCUUAAAUUGAGUAACUUGAAUACGAUGGAAAAUAUCUUAAAUUUAUAUAUUUUCAAUUGGAAUUGAGAAAUAAUUUUGAACAAAAGCUCUCCAUUAUUGAUAUUUGCUUUAGUGGAUUUCAGAUGAGUAUUGUCAUGAACCCGUAUGUGUAAAUGCCAAGCCUAGAAAGGAACUGAUGAAGUUGUGAAGUAGCUCACAGUUGAGACUUGAAUAUCCAAUAGUAAGGUUGCUUAAAACCUGUGGAGGGGAAAAAAUAAGGGUAUAAUAUUAAAACCUGCCCUGUCCAUGGCCAAUGAAAACCUAGCCUUUUCCAUAUCUGGCCAAAGCAGUGCUGUGAGUAUAAGUUACACAUGCAGGCAAGUAUAAUAGACACUUAUUUACACCCUCAAGGCUUGGGUUAGGUAGCCAAGCUCUACAACAAGGUGAGGAGGGGGAAAAAGAUAGAUUGCAAAGCCACUGUAAUUUCUUAUUUGCUUCCAUUCAUUUUUUUAACAAAUUGACUGGUGUUGAAGUAUCAAAGGAGGUAGAAUGUGAGAGUACACUUAAAUUUUAUUUUGCUUUUUCAGUGGCUGUAUAUCAAAGCUUCUCUAAUCCAAUCAAGCUUGAAACAGUUCAAAAAUGUCAAGCGGCAUUGCUUUUUCAGUUACACCCUUUCCAAAUCAGUACAUCUGCUAUGCACAGGGGCUUCAUUACAAUUUGGCUACAAUUUUCAUUAUUGGUUUUCAUCAUUUACUGCAGAAUGAACCGAAUGCUUAAACUUAGAAGGUUGGAAUUCAGUUUUAUAGAUCUUAACCAAACACUAAAAUGAUUUUUUUGUGUAACUUAUCCAACUUACUAUGUGUUGAGUGUUGAACCACACAUCACUAUCUGUGGUACUAUGCUGAGCAUAGAUUAUUUCAAAACUAUCACAUUGCUUUCAUGGGGCUCUUUGAUUUAGACAGAGAGAAUAGGUGAGUUUGUAAAUUAGGCUCAUCUCCUUCUUCUGUCCUCCCUCUUGCCCAUUGUGGAACAAAAAAAGGAAAUGUAAUUUUCAGUUUUUUAUACAAAUUGUAGCAAAUCUGGUGGGGGAGGGAGGUUUAUAAAAACUUCCUUUCACUGAAGAGAGGGAGUUGAAAAACAUCUUCGUAAUAUACCUAUACAUUCUAAAAAGAGCUAUGUUAAAAACACAAUUUGCACCCUUGCAUUCAUAGUAAACAGUAUACAGAAGUAUUUUUGUACAUUGUGAUUCUUGAUCACAUUUUACUUUGAUUUUCAUUUUACUAGAUAGCAGGCAGAAUAUUUUAAACUUUGCAGCAGUUAGAGAAUUGAAACAAUGUAAAAUUAGCAAUUUAUUUCAAGUGAAUGGUUAUUUGAAGAAAGCUUUUUAAAUGGCCAAAGCCUAUUUAAAACGAAUACUUGCUGUGGUUCAUUAAUCCCAUUAUUUGCCUUCAGUUAUUUCUUCGAUCACAGAAACUAUUUAUGAUUUCUUGAUUAUUGGGACAUCCAAGCUGCCUUUUGAUAUAUUUUGUUGUCAUUGCUGCAGCAAAUGUGGUGAAAUAAUUGCUGACUUAUCAAGAUUCUCCCUGUGCGAACUGUGCCCUCCUAAUGGCCAAAAUAAAUUCAAGAACUUCAAGCAGUAAAUCACAGGUGCAGAUGUAGAUCCUGUGCAGGAUUUAAAUGUUAAAGCUUGCUGUAUUUUCAGAUGUUAGAAUUGUUUUCCUUCAUCUGGAAGCCUUUUGCUGUGUAUAUAAAAAUGGCUUCUUGUCUGUUUACUUAUGAGGUUGUUUUGUUAAAGAAAUGUGAUUUUUAUUGUACUGAAAACGUCAAAUUUUACAGGUUGGGCAGGGAAAAUAAAAUGCUUUCUGGAUCAGUA